Messenger RNA from Phymastichus coffea, 2176 nucleotides. It is a transcript of the gene Fpgs1, whose product is annotated as folylpolyglutamate synthase, mitochondrial-like. The record is from RefSeq and is a predicted model, not a curated record. Lineage: Eukaryota; Metazoa; Arthropoda; Insecta; Hymenoptera; Eulophidae. The transcript has 7 exons. Gene Ontology annotation, cellular component: mitochondrion; cytoplasm; cytosol. Gene Ontology annotation, biological process: tetrahydrofolylpolyglutamate biosynthetic process. Gene Ontology annotation, molecular function: tetrahydrofolylpolyglutamate synthase activity; ATP binding. Bases 335 to 2035 code for a protein of 566 amino acids.
CCAGUUUGCCGUGUGCCGUCCCGCGUUUUUGCGCUCCGUUUUACACACGUGCGGCUACUAAGCUGAUCGAAUUGCUGUAUGGGACGUCCUUUUGGAUGAAAUAAGCUUACUCCGAAAAGUGUUGAUCGCGUGCAGUUACAUCGAGUUGUAUAUCAUUUUGUAUUUCGUACCAGCUAAAGUUUGAUUUCCCAGCAGAUUUGUUUUCUUUUUGAAGUUGUUCAAGUUAUAACACAAGAGGAAAGACACAAUUAUCUGCUUAUCCGAUCGAAGCAUUGAGGAUCAGCUGCGUUACACGAUAAAUAGGAGCAUUCUUAAGGAUGACAUUGUCCGGUUUAUGAGCCUCGUACUCCUUUCCAGAGCAGUAGCGGACCGGUUUUAUCGGUGUACUACUGCUGCCAUCACCACCACCACCGCCGCCACCAGCAAUCGUAGCUUCGCGUGGGGAUUCAACACUUGCAUAAUAAAUGUGAUUUUCAUGUUUGCUCUGGCUAAGAGGAUGAUCCAGAGUGUAGCUAGCCAACGCAGCGUUGCUUCAGUCAACUACGAAGAAGCUAUAAGAUGUUUGAAUAAUUUGCAAAGCAAUGCAGCUUACUUGAACGCAGCCAAGGGAAUCGUACCAACCAAGGAGAGCACGUUACAGGAUGUGAAGAAAUACUUGAUUCGGUCGGGUAUCACUCUUGAGCAGCUGGAUGGAUUAUCCAUAAUUCAUGUAGCCGGUACCAAAGGCAAAGGAUCGACUUGCGCCUUUGUCGAGACGAUCCUACGUGCACACGGCUUUUGUACUGGAUUCUUCAGUUCACCACAUCUAAUUUCGGUGCGCGAGCGCAUUCGCAUCAAUGGCAAGUCGCUUAACGAAACAGAAUUCACACGGCAGUUUUGGCAGGUGUACAAAGCGUUGGAUCAGAAAAAGGAACACGAAAAUGACAUGCCGCAAUACUUCAAGUUUCUCACCAUACUCAUGUUUCACGUAUUUAUCAAGACCAACAUUGACGUCGCCAUUCUCGAGGUGGGCAUUGGUGGCGAGUACGACUGUACGAAUAUUGUGAACAGCAGCGUUUGCACAGGUAUCACGAGCCUCAGUUUGGACCACACAACCCUCUUAGGUGACACGAUCGAGGCGAUAGCUUGGCAAAAAGCAGGUAUCUUCAAACCUGCAGUGCCAGCUUUCACGGUGCCUCAGUCGAAUGACGCAAUGAUCGUUCUGCAAAGUCGAGCUGUCGAGAAAAAUUGCUCGCUCAGUGUCGUGCCUAAAAUUGAAGAAUAUCCUUGGAGAAGGGGUGUACCAACUCUAGAGAACGUGACUAAGAUUAAAAAAUCCGUCUCAGGUAUUCGUAGUAGCGUGCAGUCGAAUAACGCCUCACUAGCUAUUCAGUUGGCAUCCACAUGGAUGAUGAAGAACAAUCGAAUUCGACGCUUUGGUGUCCUUAAAAGUACCGAGAACAAAUGGAUAAUCGAUGAGGAACCGGCCAAGAAGACGUCUCUAUGCUUCGAUAAGAUUGCCGUGGCUUUAAAUUGUUGCAAAUGGCCCGGACGUACGCAGGUUUUACUUGGAAAGAGUCUCGAUUUUUAUAUCGAUGGCGCACACACCUAUGAGAGUAUCGAGUGCUGCGUUUCAUGGUUCCGCAGUAAUAUUCAAAACGAGAGGACGGAAAGACCUAAGUACUUAAUUUUCAAUACGACAGGCAACAGAGAUUCAUCAAAGCUAAUGGCACCUUUGAAAAAGUUACACUUCAGUAAAGCCUAUUUCGUACCAAAUGUUGCCGGUAUAUGCAAAUUGGCCGACCAAGAAAACUUGAACGUACCUGUAACCAAGCAAAAAGAGAAGUGUUGCAAGCAUGCCGAAAUCUGGGGCGAAAAUUCAGUAUUAGCAGAUAGCAUUUACGAAACUCUUCAACUUAUAAAGGAAGAUCACAAGUGCAAUUCAAAAAAUCACAAUACUGUUAAGCCUCAAGUUCUCGUAACAGGAUCAUUACAUUUGGUUGGCGCGUUGUUAUCUGUGGUCGAUCCGGAUUUAACGAUGUCAACCACAUUUUAAUAAGAGAAACUCAUGUACUCCAAUUAUUAUCAAAUAACAAUUACUAAAACUGAUAAUUACUGUCAAUUCUAAAAUAAUUAUUGGUUAAAAAAUUGUUUGUUUGCCACUUUUCAAAAAUGUACAUUUUAAGCGUUAAAUAUA